Molecule: messenger RNA, 2450 nt
Organism: Gaeumannomyces tritici R3-111a-1
Lineage: Eukaryota; Fungi; Ascomycota; Sordariomycetes; Magnaporthales; Magnaporthaceae
Product: 5-aminolevulinate synthase
Exons: 3
Coding region: 774-2120 (448 amino acids)
Biological process (GO): heme biosynthetic process
Cellular component (GO): mitochondrion
Molecular function (GO): 5-aminolevulinate synthase activity; pyridoxal phosphate binding
Source: RefSeq, a predicted model, not a curated record
UCGCUGUAAGCAAAAAAAUAAGAAACGAAGGAGAAAAAAAGGCUAAGAGGAGGGAUCAACCCGCCGCCACGGCUUUUCUUCUCGAACCCAAAACCCAAUUCUUUCUGUUCUCUUCCCAGCAGCCCAUCCAUCUGGAAUCGGGCCAAUUGACAUCCAAACACGCCGACGGUCUUUCCUGAUCGACCCAUUAUUCGACCUGAAAACAACAAGACCGCACAAGAAACCACCCCCUCAACCCCAGCAAUGGACGCCGUGCUCCGCCAGUCCAAGGCCCUGUGCCCCUUCCUCAACAAGGCGUCGCCCGCCACGCUGCGCGCCCUGUCGACCAAGGCGUCGCCCACCCACCGCCCCCGCCUCUCGCCCUGCGGCGGCACCAUGUCCAAGCUGCAGCUGCUGGCCGGCCGCUGCCCCGUCAUGGGCAAGGCCAUGGCCGUCCAGUCCGCCAAGGUCCGCGCCGGCUCGCUGCCCGUCGGCCUGGCCGGGCUGCACACCUCGCGCAGCAAGGACGCCCGCGCCGUUGACGGGCCCGUAGUCACCCCGCGCGACAACUUCCCCCGGGCCUCUCGUCCGCCACGGCCCGCCCUGCCGCCGCCGCUAGCGUUGCGGCUGCCGCCCAUGCCGCCGCCACGGCCUCGGGUGCCGGCGCGCACGGCGGCGCCAAGUUCUCGUACGAGGGCUUCUACGAGGCGGAGCUGCAGAAGAAGCACAAGGACCGGUCGUACCGCUACUUCAACAACAUCAACCGGCUCGCCAAGGAGUUCCCGCGGGCGCACAUGGCGGACCGCGAGGAGCGCGUGACGGUGUGGUGCGCCAACGACUACCUCGGCAUGGGCCGCAACCGGCGCGUGCUCGACAAGAUGCACGAGACGCUCGACGAGUACGGCGCGGGCGCGGGCGGCACGCGCAACAUCUCGGGCCACAACCGCCACGCCGUCGAGCUCGAGGCCACCAUCGCGCGGCUGCACGCCAAGGAGGCGGCGCUCGUCUUCAGCUCGUGCUACGUGGCCAACGACGCCACGCUCGCGACGCUGGGUUCCAAGAUGCCCGACUGCGUGAUCCUGUCGGACAGCCUCAACCACGCGUCCAUGAUCCAGGGCAUCCGCCACUCGGGCACGCGCAAGGUCGUGUUCAAGCACAACGACGUGGCCGACCUCGAGGCCAAGCUGGCGUCGCUGCCGCUGCACGUGCCCAAGAUCAUCGCCUUCGAGUCCGUCUACAGCAUGUGCGGCUCCGUCGGCCCCAUCGAGGCCAUCUGCGACCUGGCCGACAAGUACGGCGCCAUCACAUUCCUGGACGAGGUGCACGCGGUCGGCAUGUACGGCCCGCACGGCGCCGGCGUGGCCGAGCACCUCGACUUUGAGGCGCACCGGCGCGGCGAGCCCCGCGGCACCAUCCUGGACCGCGUCGACAUCAUCACGGGCACGCUCGGCAAGGCCUACGGCUGCGUCGGCGGCUACAUCGCCGGCUCGUCCAAGCUGGUGGACGCGGUGCGCUCCCUGGCGCCGGGCUUCAUCUUCACCACGUCGUUGCCCCCGGCCACCAUGGCCGGCGCCAGGGCGGCCAUCGAGUACCAGAUGGAGCACGACGGCGACCGCCGCCUGCAGCAGCUCCACACGCGCGCCGUCAAGGAGGCCCUGGCCGCCCGCGACAUUCCCGUUAUCCCGAACCCGUCGCACAUUGUUCCGAUCCUGGUCGGUGACGCCGAGCUGGCCAAGCAGGCCUCGGACAUGCUCCUGGGCGACCACCGCAUCUACGUGCAGUCCAUCAACUACCCGACGGUGCCCGUCGGCCAGGAGCGCCUGCGCGUGACGCCCACCCCGGGCCACGUGGCCGAGUUCCGCGCCGACCUGGUCGAGGCGCUCGACUCCAUCUGGACCGAGCUCGGCAUCAAGCGCACGUCGGACUGGGCGGCCCAGGGCGGCUUCAUCGGCGUCGGCGAGUCCGCGCACGAGGCCGGUGAGGACGCCAAGAACGCGCCACUCUGGAACGACGCGCAGCUGGGCAUCGAGCAGGCGGCCAAGGAGAUCCUGGCCGCGGGUGAGCCGCCGGCCGGUCGCUUCACCGAGUCGCUGCUCGAGCGCGAGGCGGUCACCCUCGGUAGGGCGGCUGCUGCUGCCUAAGGAGGCCUGCGUGGGGGAGUUUAUGUGGAAGUGUGUGUCGCCUGGUACUACUGGUGGGCCGUGUGUGCUGUUUGCCUUUCGUAGGGUGUGGUUUCUAUCGUGUAGAACGGCGGGAGCCUCCCUUUUGGAUUCUGGACUUGAGAAGACAAAUUGAACCAUCAGUUUCUGUGGCUGCCGGUUAGCAGAAAUGCUGGCCGAGAAGCUCGACUAAACUUUUAUGUCUCGCAUACCUGCCUGUGAUUACAUUGCUAGUGACUCGAGAAGCCUGCUUGGAUGGUGUUCAACAACGUGACUCGACGUGUUCACGCUGCGUAUUUUUUUGCCUAGUGC